Messenger RNA from Penicillium waksmanii, 1131 nucleotides. RefSeq names its product zinc finger MYND domain-containing protein. The coding region runs from base 1 to 1131 and encodes 376 amino acids. The transcript is spliced from 2 exons. NCBI's taxonomy places the organism in Eukaryota, Fungi, Ascomycota, Eurotiomycetes, Eurotiales, Aspergillaceae. The record is from RefSeq and is a predicted model, not a curated record.
AUGGAUCAAGAACUCUCUCCACCUGAUGAUUACGAUAACCCGGCACCGAAGCUCGGAGAAGGUUGUGCCUUGGCCGGGUGCGACAAAACCGAAGAGCUCCAUCGCUGCAGUGCUUGUAAACUCUUCCUCUAUUGCACUCGCGAACAUCAGGUCAAGGAUAGACCCGCCCACAAAACCACCUGUACUAAGAUCAGAAAGGCAAGGGAAAACCUUGAGAAGCAAAAGCAGGCUCUCAUCAACGACCCUGAAUUCAGAAAUGACAACCCUUUCGAGAACCAUGUUGGCCGUUUCUGGAACUUGCGUGAAACGCGCCCCUACAUGAUGGCGUUGAGCAAACUGGCCCAAGCUUUCCAAAACAAUCAUUAUCGACCUGCACUUGAAGCUGAGCUCGAGGUCUGCAUGGAAUUGCUGAGAUUAUGCCCAGGAGAUAACAUGGGUGUGCGCGAAACUGUACCUGCGUUGUUUCUACGCCUCAACAAGGACCAAGAAUGUUAUGAUUUCGUGAAGUGGUGGGCUACCACAGCAAGGGAGGGAGACUACGACUGGGGCACAUCGGAUCGUUACCUUAAUAUCAAAAAUGCGGACAUCUUCGAGCCUUGCGAUUUCAUCAAUGAAAAAUCCCUCUUCGGCUCAUUGUCUCUCCACGCUUGCAUGAUGAUCUUGAAAAUCAAACUUGUGCUGGAUUUGAUCAAACUACGAGCCACCCAGAACUCAAUCGAGAAAAUGAGCGCCAAUCUUUGUGCCGAGGCCGGCCCGCCGCCCGAGGAGGUAUUUAUGGAGCUCAAAAGGGGAAGUUGCAGAAGCUCGGCUAUUCUUGCACGCCCCGAGCUCCUUGUUGAACGGAAUCUCACGCCGAAAAUUAAUUCGCUGAGGAAACAGAUGGACUCAUUGGCGGAAUCUAUUGAUCGACAGAACAAGCACUACUUCCCUGCGUUGUUUGGUCCCGAUAUGGAUUUUGGUGGUGAUACAAUGUUCACAAUGGGAAGCCCGGAACAAAUGCGAAUGGCUUUGCAGAAUACUUGGCAAGCAUGGGUAGAAUCAACAGGAACACUCUCAUUCAUGUUAUUGCAGCGUGAAGGGGAACUUGAUACCCAUUUCAAUCCUGACAUUACCAUUCAUGAUGGCUAUUAA